AUAAAAUGAACGAAGAAAUUGAACUCCUUCCCAUUCGAUGGAUGGCACCCGAGUCACUAUGUGAUGUUUUCUAUACCUCCCAAUGUGAUGUCUGGAGUUUUGGCGUCGUGUUGUGGGAAAUAGCAACUCUCGCAUCGCAUCCCCAUCAGGAUUUGACUAAUGACCAGGUUCUCGAGUACGUGAAGGCUGGCGGAGUUUUGCAACGGCCGGAAGGUUGCCCAGACAGACUGUUUAAUCUUAUGGAAAGCUGUUGGCAGUUUCAACCGAAUAAACGACCCACCUUCGCUGAAAUCAUCGAAAAUAUUUUGCCAGACCAACAAGUUCCUCUGAAGUUCACCACCGUUUCGUAUUACCAUUCGAACGCCGGAGUAAGCGCGCGUAAAGUCCGAAAGGAAAGAGAAGCUCAACUUGUAAACGAUCUGUCGUCUAAGCAGCUUGCAUGUAGUGAAAUCUACCUUUCAUCGCAAAAUAAUUGCCAUUUUCAAAUUUUGCCGAGUGACAAUAAUGUAGCUAGAGUGUAGAGAAAAACGAAAUCAGCGAUCCACCCCACCAUCCUUCUCUUAUAAUAAUUUGUAACGGCUUAUACUGCUGGUCAACCAAAAUCAAGUACAUUUUCAUUUCACUUAAAUAAUGUUGGUAAGUUACUUAAAUUUUAGAACUCAUUGGCUGUAUCGCGACAAUAGAACUCCAAUAAUUUUUUAA
Daphnia pulicaria is the source of this 702-nucleotide messenger RNA. RefSeq names its product insulin-like growth factor 1 receptor. Lineage: Eukaryota; Metazoa; Arthropoda; Branchiopoda; Diplostraca; Daphniidae. Gene Ontology annotation, cellular component: insulin receptor complex; axon. Gene Ontology annotation, molecular function: insulin receptor substrate binding; ATP binding; insulin receptor activity. The transcript has 2 exons. Bases 6 to 521 code for a protein of 171 amino acids. Gene Ontology annotation, biological process: cell surface receptor protein tyrosine kinase signaling pathway; protein phosphorylation; positive regulation of kinase activity. The record is from RefSeq and is a predicted model, not a curated record.